AGAAAACUGUGCUAGUUUUUAUAAAGGAAAUGCGCUGAACUUUCUCAGGACAGGGGGCUUUUUUGCGGGACGCAAGUUCCACAAACCCAGGAAUAUACCCAUCGUGCCUUAAAACACAUCAUUUUGUCAACUUGUAACUACUUCAGAUAUACUCGAUCAGCAGUAAUGACGGCAACUGUUGGAUCUCAUUUCUUCGACUUCGAAAUGACGAAUAAGACCAGUGAACUGCUGAGCUACAGCAGUGGCUUUGCUCAGCCACAGGUGGAGUCUAUCUUCUGUACUGGUGCUGACAGACCUUUCUCCACCUCUGCUGCCUCUCUGUUGGACAGAAACGUCAUCAGAGCCUCUGCAGUGAGACUUUACCAGUGCCGCCACUCUGAAUCUAUACACAGCUCCAAAUGUAGCACAAACCAUCUUACGAGCAGCUUCAAGAUGGAUACCCCAACCCUUAAAAAUGGCAGCAACAACAAGGAGAACCGUUUCCGAGAGCGCUCUUACUCUGAAACCAGGGAGUGGCUGAAGCCAACGACUUCUAGCUGCGUUAAUAGUGGUGGGAGCAGCCAGACUAUCUCCAGCCGCUACAAAACUGAGAUGUGCAGGCCCUUUGAGGAGAACGGCUCCUGUAAGUAUGGCGAUAAGUGCCAAUUUGCUCAUGGGCUGCAUGAGCUGCGCAGCCUGAGCCGCCAUCCCAAAUACAAGACAGAGCCAUGCCGCACCUUCCACACCAUCGGCUUCUGUCCCUAUGGUUCACGCUGCCAUUUCAUCCACAAUGCAGAGGAGUGCUAUGGGCCUCCCCCUCUCACCUUCAACAAGCUGGAGUGCCCAUGCCUCCAGCACAGCUGGAGCUUUGCUUGGUUUCCUAGCUUCAGGGGGACCACAGACAACCCCACCUCGAUUACACCCCCACCCUUGUUUUCCAUGGAGGAACUGACAGAGUGGCCAGGGAGCACCUCCACCUACUCUAGCCAGGAGUUUGGCAGCCUGUUUGGGCCAAACAUAGAUGGGCCUCCAGCCCUGGACAUGCCUGCCCUGCCCUCACCCACCAUGCCCUUUAUGUGCCCAAUGUCACAAUCCCCUCCAAGUCCAACAGACUCCCUCUCUGACCCUGACAGUUACCAGAGCAGUUUGGGCAGCUACAGUGAUUCUGAAUCUCCAGUGCUAGAUGCUACACGCAGACUCCCCAUUUUCAGCCGGCUGUCCAUUUCUGAUGAUUAGGAGUGAGUGAGAUUGAGGAUUUGUGAAUGUAGAGAUAGCAUGAUUGCCACCAUAUCGUUCCCUCCUCUCCGUUGUUUACAGCAGAGAAGUGGAUGGAUGUAGCAGUAAAGUGUUUUUCAUAGCUACUGAUUCAAACCAGAAUCCUUAGUUCCGUAAGUAGCACUGACUUGAGCCUCACGGGCCCAACAGUCCAUUUUAAUACAAAACAGUAGUAAGGUUGGUAUUUAUGUGAUAUCUACGUUUCUCUCUUUGCAUGAAAAACCAAAAUACAAAUAUAGUGAACAUGACAAGGUCCUUGUAACAAGGUAAAAUGUAAAAGAAUCUUGUUUAACCAGAUAUUAUGGCAUUGCAUUGAAGCCUCUUCCCAGUACAGCAGGCCUUCCUACAAAAAAAACUAGGGAAUGCAAUAAGCAGCUCCCAAUGUCCAUAACCUCAGGUAAGUCUCUGUUAAAUGGCUAAAAGAAAUGGCCUUCCAUUAUGUAAAGUGCCUAGACCUUGUGCUACUUUUUCUAUACAAAACUUGGAUGUUUUGCAAAGAAUCAACAGAGAUGUGAAAUGUUUUCUUGUGGUUCUAAGAUGUCAGUCAGUAUGUGUUGCUGCCAUAGUAACAGUCCCAAAAAUAUAAGAUACCUGAGUGGUGUAUGCUAUAGUUUUCAGCUAUGAACAAGAACUUUAGUCAACUUUCCCUUCCUCUCUUGUUUGACAGACUCAGUCAACUUCACAGUGUUUAAUUGUCAAGUGUCUAAUUUUCCUCCAUUUAGCACAACAAAAUGUUCAGUCAUUAAUUCAAAAUUACUACAUGUAUUAUGGUUAAUAUAUUAUUAUUAUUAUUAUUACAGCAAUUUUAUUAUUGUUCAUAUUUGUUCUUUGUAAAAACUUUCAGACUGAAGGUUUAUCUUGGCAGGGCUUAUUUAACUUAUAAAAUUAUUUAUUACUGAUUGUAAGCAUUUUUUGGUUUGUAUUUAUCUUGAUAAAAUAUAAAAUAUAUUUUAUUGUUUUAUCAUAAAUUAUGACUACCUGUAUUAAUAAUAAAAUUGUGUAGACUUGUGUUUCCACAAUUAAUAUAUGAAACUGAAAUGACAUAUUGUAAGAACACAAUGAUAUGUUUUGAAGUGCAAAAUUUAAUUUAAUUUAAACAAAAUGUUGCAUUUCAUUUACUUUUUCCCUCCCUGAUGUUGGACUGCAGUUUUAUUUUGUGUGUGUGUUUGUGUGACUCUCUGAUCUCCUGUAAUGUGAUGAUGACCAUGUGGAAUGUAGCCUGAGUUUUCUUGACAACAGUCCUAUUCCUUUAACUGCAGUGUUUAGGAUAGGAGUCUCAAAGCACUGAUUUUUCUUGAUAUUGGCAAGGACAAAUCACCUAAAUCAAUAUAAAACAAAUCUCAUGUGUUGAUGGCACUUUGCAACUUUAAGCACACUGUCAUGCAUCUAAAAUAGAUCACUGUUAAGAGAAUUACUGUAAAUAUGCCUCUGUGUAUUUACUUUGGUUAUUUUUUAAUCUUUCAUCAACAAUUCAAGGUCAUCUUUUCCAUUAGUGUCUCUUACACAUGAUGUGCUUCCACAAAGAUGUAUUUUUAGAUCAUUCUAGCCACCUGUACAUGCCAGAAGAAUGUUUAGAAAGAUUGUUAGAAAAGUAAAGGUUAACAGGACUGAAUUUGAGAGCACCUUUUGAAUGUAUCCUAUUGUAGCAGCCGAGGAAGCUCACUACAGUAGUUCAUGUUGUGUCUUUUGUGAUGACAAACUGCAAUAUAAACCAAACCAAUUCAUAUUUGUAAAAUGUAAUAUAUUCUUUCUAAAUGUGUGACUGAUAUCAGCUCAGCAUCAGGCCAUCCAGAGAAAGGUGUUUGUAUUUUUUUAAUAAAGGUUAAAUAAAUAAAGACAGUCAUAUUAGUAAAAAGUUGGAAUACUGUUGACCAAAUGCUUCAAGAAUCCUUGCUCAGAGAAUACAGUUUUAAAAAAUUGCUGCCCUUGUGUCAUUCCUCCCUCUGGCACCAUAAGCCUGUCAGAGCCAUACAACCCUUCCCAGAAUCCCCAGGAGAAUCAGGUGUACUUCUACAGUCAACCAUCACCCAAAUCAACAUCAAGCUCACAUUCAUCCUCAUCAGAAUAUUAAUUAUGUACAACUGUUCCUCAUUGCCGUGGCUAUUAAGACUUGUGUUGCGUUUAUUCCAGUAUGAAGUAUUGCCCUUGUUAUUUCAGUGCAUACUGAGUGGUUCAUUGUGUUUUGUCCUCGCCUGUUUCCUGACUGGCUUUUGGAUUUUCCCUGUUGGAUUUGGUAGCUUGUAUUUGUGUUUUUUCUCUGGCUUUGACUUGGACUGUUUCUGACUCUCUUCCUGGUGUACCUUUUGGUUUGGAAUUCUCAUUUUACUGGUUUUGACUUUGACCUGUUGUCUGUUACUGGAUCGCCCUUUCAUCAUUAAAAACAUUUACUUUUA
Electrophorus electricus (electric eel) is the source of this 3647-nucleotide messenger RNA. RefSeq names its product ZFP36 like 1 zinc finger CCCH-type b (gene zfp36l1b). The record is from RefSeq and is a predicted model, not a curated record. Gene Ontology annotation, molecular function: metal ion binding; mRNA binding. Lineage: Eukaryota; Metazoa; Chordata; Actinopteri; Gymnotiformes; Gymnotidae.